AUGCCUCGCAGAAAGCAAGCCGAAGCCGUCGCCACGACCCCGCAGGUGUCGCGCGGAAGAAUGACGAGGGCCCGGGCGAGGGCGAUUUCGGAGAGUGAUCAGCCCGAGGAAGUCUUCCAGACCCCGGAGACUGUCACCCGGAAGAGGGGCAAGAAGGCCAAGAAGCCGGCCACCCCGGUUGUGGCCCAGCCGACGGAUGACUUUAUGGAUGAGGAUGAGCCAGAAAACGUGCCACCCGUUCAACAGGCCGCUCACGCAGAAUUCAACCCGGAGCCGGUGAUCUCUGAAGACGAAUAUAUGGAUGCCGAUGAACCCAAGGACGAACGACUCUCUUCCGGCACUUUUGUGAUCACCAGAGAUGAUGAGAAGGAAGAAAAAGCCCCGGCCACCCCGAAGGCUAUAUUCGAUGAUGAGGGCCAAGCGGCCACUUCACCAAUCGCAGUCAGCCCAGUCAAGUCGCGCUCACGCAGCAGGGGCCCGCUGACGCCAGGCGAACGUUUCCGCAAGGAUCACGAGAAGCUGGCCGCCAAUAUCGAGACGCUCGAGGAGCGCGCUGCACGGCUAUCUGCUAAGCGACAGCAGCACAAGAAGGAUACUGCCGGUACAGUCUUCGAUCGUCUCUCCACUCCAAGGCAAAACCACGUGGCUGCCCUCAACGACGCCAAGGGAUUCGAUUUCGGCUCGGGAAAGAAGAUUGACACCAACUUCGGCACUGGCAACCGAAAAUUGCAAUUUGAGGGCGUUGAUGUUCCCAAUAAUGAAAAGCGAACGCCGUCGGGCAAGAAGGGCGUUGCUCAGGUCGACGUGAAGUCUCGCACCCGGCCCCAAUCCACUCGUAAAGAGGAUCAAGAAGCAGCGCGUUCCGCUGCCCGUCAGCAGGCCGUCGACAAGAAGCGCAACUUCACCCCAGCUAAACUGACCAUGCCGACGACAAAUCCGAACAUCGAGCGUCUUGCCACUCCGAAGAGCGCUCUUCGCGCAGGUGAUUCUCGUCGUAUGGCGAAGGAAAGCCGUGGCCGUGGCCCAAUCACCAAGCAUGCUCCAGGAGUGGCCUUCGUUGACACCACACAGCUUUCCGACGUCCAAUUCACCCGUGCCAUCGAGCUCGGAAUUUUGGUGAAGAAGGGUGCGGCAAUCAUCUUUGAGGAGCCGAUCUACACGGAACUGCUGGGCGCUGCCGGCACUCGGAAGGAAAAGACGGUGCUCACCGAGAUCCGCAGCCGAAUCAUUGCCAAG
Mesorhabditis spiculigera is the source of this 1236-nucleotide messenger RNA. NCBI's taxonomy places the organism in Eukaryota, Metazoa, Nematoda, Chromadorea, Rhabditida, Rhabditidae. The record is from the annotation of a GenBank genome assembly.